Messenger RNA from Babjeviella inositovora NRRL Y-12698, 359 nucleotides. It is a transcript of the gene ACP1, whose product is annotated as Acp1p. The transcript has a single exon. NCBI's taxonomy places the organism in Eukaryota, Fungi, Ascomycota, Pichiomycetes, Serinales. Gene Ontology annotation, cellular component: mitochondrion. Bases 11 to 295 code for a protein of 94 amino acids. Gene Ontology annotation, molecular function: acyl carrier activity; acyl binding. Gene Ontology annotation, biological process: fatty acid biosynthetic process. The record is from RefSeq and is a predicted model, not a curated record.
CCCAGUUGUCAUGCAGCCAAUCAGACUCUACUCCGGUGCUGCGCCGUUGACCAAGGAGUUGGCCACCGAGCGUAUCAUGGACAUCUUGGAGGGGUUCUCCAAGGUUGACCAGUCCAAGAUUGCCCUUGAAGCCUCUUUUUCUCAAGAUUUGGGCUUGGACUCCUUGGAUGUAGUGGACGUUGUCAUGGAGAUGGAAUCUGAGUUCUCCAUCGAGAUCCCAGAUGAACACGCCGACCAAUUGAAGACCGUCAGCCAGGCCGUCGACUACAUCAUGUCCCAGCACGACGCCUGUUAAGGCCAGUGGCUUACCGCGGAUUCCCGUACACACCAGGGCUGCACCCACAAGGCCGCUUCCCGCG